This is a messenger RNA of Annulohypoxylon truncatum, 1505 nucleotides long. RefSeq names its product CRAL/TRIO domain-containing protein. The record is from RefSeq and is a predicted model, not a curated record. Bases 236 to 1258 code for a protein of 340 amino acids. NCBI's taxonomy places the organism in Eukaryota, Fungi, Ascomycota, Sordariomycetes, Xylariales, Hypoxylaceae. The transcript has 2 exons. Gene Ontology annotation, molecular function: phosphatidylinositol transfer activity.
UAGCGUUAUUCGUACAGGGCUCAUAGUGCCGGGACCCACCUCCCGUGUUACCACUAGAUAGGCCAAGCCAACAACCAGCAAGCACCGCCUUCUCAAUAUUCCUCUUAGGGGAGUUUCGUUUAACUAGGUACCUACACCGCAGAUUCUCUUCGUUUACCUAGUACCUUCUAUUUCUACUUUGGAACCAUUUUUCCAUUUUAGCAUAUUUAUUUCAGAUUGUUCAUCACGUCCUGGAAUGUCUACUUCAAAGGUAGUAGAAGCGCCUAAGAGCGCGGAACCUUCCAUUCUCGAAGAGAAAAAGGAGUCCGGUACACUGAAGACACCGCUUCCAACCCCUACUUCAACCAGCAGCGUACCGGAGAAGCCGGCUCUCACUGCCAGCCAACAAACCAAAUAUGAAUGGCUUCUAAAACAAAUACAGGGCUGGACUGAGGUACCGUCCAAGGAAAAGCCCGGCCCUUUGACUGACAGCGAGAAGAUGUGGCUCACGAGGGAAUGUCUUCUGAGAUAUCUCAGGGCCACCAAGUGGCAUGAGAAGGAAGCAGAGAAGCGCCUACAAGAGACCCUUGCCUGGCGAAGGGAAUACGGAGUCGAGGAGUUGAGUGCAGACCAAAUCGGGCCUGAGAACGAGACUGGGAAACAAAUCUUGUUAGGCUAUGACAAGCACUGCCGUCCCUGCCAUUACCUGAGCCCAGGCCGCCAAAACACGGAUGUCUCUCCUCGACAGGUCCAGCACCUUGUUUUCAUGCUUGAGCGAGUCAUUGAACUUAUGCCUGCUCAGCAAGAAACACUCAGCCUUCUCAUAAAUUUCAAAUCGGGCAAAAACCGCACAAAUACUGCUCCCGGCAUUGGCCAGGGCCGCGAGGUCCUACACAUUCUUCAAACGCAUUAUCCCGAGAGGCUCGGGAGAGCGAUGAUUAUCAAUGUUCCAUGGGUUGUAUGGGGUUUCUUCAAGCUUAUAACGCCUUUCAUCGACCCGUUGACGAGAGAGAAGCUCAAGUUCAACGAGGACAUGACGCAGUUUGUACCAAAGGAGCAACUCUGGUCGGAAUUUCCGGGAGGCGAGCUGCAGUUUGAGUACAACCACGAGGUGUACUGGCCCGCGUUGCAGAAGCUAUGUGCUGAAAAACGAGCCGAGAAGGUGAGGAGAUGGGAAGCCGGAGGCAAACAGAUCGGUGAGAAAGAGGACUACCUCAAGGGUCACGACGCUCAAGGAGUGUCACCGCCACCCGGUUACUCUAGUGAAGCAAACAAUUAGAAUGGCGUUACAGCAUAGGCAAGUAGGAAGCCUCGUGAGUGGAGACAAUUCGAAUAUGUGUACCUAUACAGUGAGGGUUCGAGACUUAGCAUAUAAUGGAAAAGAUGCAAGUUAUAGACUGAGGGAUAAUAGGAAGCCGUGUCAAUAUUAACAAAUGCUUUUGUAUCUACCUACCAGAUUAAUUUAUGAGAUGGCUCUUAUACUAUUCCUGUACUAAAUCAUACGCGUUUUAUGCAUUGAGUUUGGA